AUAUUUGUCAGUUGACAUUGGACGACGGUGAUGAAAGGGUGUUGAAAUGUUGAUGUGACACAUCUAUGGGCAAAAACGAAUAUAAUUUUUAUUUCUAAGCAAAAAGCGAUUCUACCAUUAUGUGGCAGCCAACUCACGUUCAAGUGACGGUUCAACGAGCCAAAGGGCUUCUCAUCAAAGGAAAAAAUGAUACCAAUGAUGCUCUGGUGAUGAUUGCUCUUGGAAAGGAAAGAUUCCAGACAUCAAUAAAAGAAAAAUCUAGUGACCCUGUUGAAUGGCAUGAAGAAUGUGAUCUUGAAAUACCUGCUCAAGGCAACACUGCUGCAGUGCAGCUCACUGUCUUGCACCGCAAUGGUCUGGGCCUGGAUGAAUUUCUUGGCCAAGUAUCACUACCACUUUCAGACUUUGAUGUUUAUGAAAGACCAAGAACCAAAUCUUAUAAGCUGCAAGGCAAGCCUGAUAAGAGUCGCAAGAAGGCCGAGAAGGAGCGGGGAGAGAUUGAAGCUAAAAUCGCCUUCAUUGUAAAGUCGGGAGAAUUUUUAGACGUUGCAAAGAAAGAGAAGCACAAGUCAUCGCUGACAUCACUGAAGCAUCUGGGUGGCAGUCUCCUCAGUAUUGGCAAUAAGGACAAAAAUAGCCUUAAAAAAUUCACCAAGUCUGUCAGCAACCGCAUGGACAAAAUUGUGCCCAAAAAGAAGCGUUCCGGCAAGUCUGAUGACUCACUGCCUCCCCAGCUGAUGGCCAGUCGCCAGUGGUCUGGGGAGGCGGACCCCGGCGUCAUAUCUGAUGAAGACGAUGAUGACGACUUGGCUUUCGAUGACGUUAAAGUGGGCAGCACCGUGAACAGCAGCCCAUACAGCACCGCGUCCCGCACCUCCAGCCGACAUCUGCCCCGACUGCCUGACGAGGACAGCUUGGCGGGUGCGAGCUACAGCGGCAUAGAGACGUCACCAGUGUCGCGGUACGGCGCCACGCGCCAAAUGCAAGAUCAGGAUGAUAGGGAGGAUGAGGUUGCGCAAAGCUCGUCUGCUGCCUCAGAGCAACAACAAUUUAGCCCGCUUGCACCGACCGCUUCCUCCCCCACCGAGCCGUGCCCGCCGUCUCCCUUCACCCGCAACAGACUCCCCAACACGGCGCUGACUCGAUCCAAACGCCGUCUUGUUGCUGCCAGACCUCCACCAGUGCAGGUCCCCACCGAGCCUCAAGUACCGGUGGCCGCCUCAGUGCAAGAAGAACCAUCACCCCCUCCGUCUCCUGAACCUUAUUCACUGAGCCUCAACUUUGCCAACCUCACGCCCAUUGAGCUGCCGCCGCCCAAGCCGAAGCAAAGAAAAAUCAGCGCCUAUGAUGACGUUGCUAAUGCAACAAAUGAGGAUGUGCCCACUGCGCAGCCGCUGGCCUACAAUCCCUUCGAUGUCCAAACUACAGUGGCAAAGGAAGCGCCAAAAAGUGCAGUACUUCCGGCUAAUCCAUUUGACGAGGAACCUCCUAAGAAUCCGUUUGAUGAAGACGAUGAAGAAACCAAUAACCCGUUCACUGUGGCUGCUACUCCGAAGAACCCGUUCGAGGAGAAUGAGACAGAUGACCGAUCCAACGCAGCAACUAAAUCAGCUACAGAAUCGCACGCCAGAGCAGCAGAAGGUCCUGCCGCUGUAAGCUCAUCUCUUACAUCAAAUGCUCAAUUUGAGCGCACAUCUAAUGGUCAAUUUGAGCGCAAUGUAAAGAAAUCCCGGGCUCCUCCCAUCCCAACGCAGCGCUCGACCAAGGUGGAUCUCUCUAAGCGUCAGGAAGAAGCUCCAGAGAUCAAAGAUGAUGUACAAGUCUCGGCCAGAUCCGCUGAAGCAGCUCGCCGUCGCUCCAGCGUCCCAGCCCUCGCUGGCCUGCAGCGCCCUGAUUCUUCCAACCCCUCGACGUUCGAGAUCAGUCGCUCCAGCUCUGGAAGUGUCAUUACAACCGCCCAGUCGGAGAUGUUCCCGCGCAUGGGCACUCCCUCUUACAGCAGUAAGCCUUACUUUGAACUGCACGACAGCCCCCCCUCCACCCACAGCGGUGUCAGUUCUCGGGGCGCUGCCAGUGGAGCCACGGGGUCCCUGUGCUCCAUGAAGGACGACGGGGACGGUACUGGGGGAGGAGGUCUUGGUGGUCGCAGCGGUGAUAUGGUGCGCGGGGGCUCGGUUAAAGAGAAGCGCUCCUCGCAACCGUUAGAAGACGAGUGGGAGAGGAAACUCUGUGGCAAACGAAGCACGGUGGGAAGCCUGGAGCGUCUGAGUGCAGCGGGGGCGGGCGGCGGUUCGUCACGAUCGUCCCUGAACAACUCGUGCGCGUCGAGCCUGCACGACCUACAGCCGCAGCUCUCUCCUGCCGACCACCUCGCCGGUGGGGGGACGCGCUUCCCGGAGGUGAAGGCCCUCACGCUGGACCGCUCCGCCAAGCUCCCGACAUUCGAGGACAGCAGCGAGACCGCCAAGAAGCAGAAGAGGAAGGGGCUCAAGAACAGGCUUUUCUCUAGAGGAUCGAACAGCCGCGUGGAGGAAGAAGGCAGGGUGGUGGAAGGUGGCAACGACAAACUGCCCAACGCGCCAGCCACCAACCCACACUCGCGGCUCUCGCAGGACAUACACAACAAGUUUGCCGGCAAGAGUAGAGAAGACCUGAUGGAGCAGAUCCUGACGCUGCAGUCGCUGCUGGAGCGACAAGCUCGUCAUGGCCGCGAUCUGGAGGAGUACAUCGACAACCUCCUGUCGCGUGUCAUGGACGCCUCACCUCACCUGCUGCAGGCACCCGGCGCCACCCAGCCGUCCAACGCCAUGCCUCAGAGACCAAAACUUGGCCGCCUGCUAUUCAAAAUUUAGUCGCACUCUGACCCUGCACUGCGGCUGUUUGGUGCAAACGGUGAAGCCAAGUCGUCGGUGCUACUGCCAGCGUCACACGCGUUGGAGCCUUCCCGUUUAUGGAUUGCCUUGUCAAAUGUUCACGUUGCUAAGUUUGUUGAUUUUCAUAAGUUUCUGGUUACCAGGGCUGGAUUAAAUAGGUUGUCCAUCUUAUCGCUUACUAAUUACUGUUUUUUUGUGGUGAGGUCGUGAUUCCAGAUUGUAAUUGACCAGCGCAUUUGAUGGCGAUGAGAAUCUGUUGUCGUGUCCUUGUGUAUUCAGUAUUGGAUCAUUUUUAUCUAACUCCAGACGAUUGAUGUGUUAACCUGUUAACUUGUAGUUUGGUGUGGCCUUCCAGUUGAGUUUAAUGCUUCUUAAUGAAAAAUCCCGUCCAGUUGUAUAUCCAUGAUGUUUUAAAUCGUGCUAGUGAAUACAACUUCAAAAAAACUUAUUAUUAUCGGGUCCGUCCAUUUUAUUUUGCAUUCGGUCUUUAUAUGAGGAAUAUGUGCUUCCGUUGUAGAUAUUUUAUGAAGUCUUAGGCGAUUGCUAUAAUCAUUCCAAUCAAUGCCAAAUACGAAAGCAAUAUUUUAAUCAAACCAUUCCACAUAACCUAUAUGUUCGUUUAAAGUAGCCAUUGAUAUAGGUAAGCAGAAUAUGUUAGUCUGUCGAUUCCUCGCACAGUAAUGCACCGUGACAGUGUCUUCUUUCUUACCCAUCGUCAAGUAGUUCUUUCUCUCUUAAUAUUCCAUUGGCUUUUGGAUCUCAGAUUUUUUGUCAUGGUACCCAAUUUAGCAUGCCGCAGUAAGCGUGUUACCGCCUCCAAAAAUGUUUUCAAGAUUGAGUGUGCCGAAAAUUUUAACAUAGAUUCUUGGUGGUAGAUUGCUACUUUAUUGUGUUUUUUAUCAUGAUUCCCCCUCAUUCGAAAGAAUGGUCACAAUUUUAUAAACUUGAUUCUCUACUACGCUCCUACACGAGUAAUUUAUCAUGUGAUAUUUGCACGUAAUCAACUUGCUUGUGAUUAUAUACAAGAGCAUUUCCCUCGGACAUUAUCUGAACGGAACUAUUUACACUUGAAAGUAGUAUAUUCAAACCUUAAGGUAAUUUCUGUUCUGUAAAUUUGAAGAUUCUGCUACUGUGGAAAUCUGCCUUGACAAGAGUUUCAAUGGCUUUCUUUUAAAUGUGCUUGGCUGAAGCGAGCUUCUCAAUCGGGCUAAGCUUUUAGUACUUCUUAAAGGAUACCUUAUGUACCGUACUGCAGAAUAUUCCUCAUGUACUGCAGACAAUUUCUUACGUACUGUACGGGACAGCAAUUUUUUUUUACUUUUUCAUUUUUUCAAGCAUCGCUUCACUUUACUUCUCGUUCAGUUUUUCAGUUCUUAGAGAAAGUUUUUUUUCGUUCACUUCUUGAAACCUUCUGUCCAUCUUUGCCUGUUCAGUGUUCAUGGCCUGAAUGAUCCUCAUUUAGAAUGAGUUAUGUUUAUUCUUGCUAUUUCGUACUGCACUGUUUGUUGACAAAGAUUAUUCGUGUAGCCGCUGGUGUUGUUAGUUAAUGAUAUAUAAGUCGGUAAAAGGUGCAUGUGUCUGGCGACUCGAAUAUUUAUCAAAUUUCUCUAAUCUUUGAUUAAUAUUGGGGAAUUCUAUGCCGCUUUCUUUAUUUAUUAAAGAGUUUAAUAUUUAUUUUUACUUGGCCGUUAGAUUGGCUAUACAUUAUGUGAUUUUAAUAUACAUUCCAGUCUUACAUUUAUAACAUACUGAGCUUCCCUAAACGUAACCUCGUAGUCUCAACCAAUUAUCGGUAAUUGAAAAAGAUCCUUCCAGUGAAUUGUUGACUUACUGUAAUUUUAUUAAACAUUUAAUUGUUGA
Hyalella azteca is the source of this 4733-nucleotide messenger RNA. Its product is annotated as rab11 family-interacting protein 1. Gene Ontology annotation, molecular function: small GTPase binding. Gene Ontology annotation, biological process: regulated exocytosis. The coding region runs from base 120 to 2852 and encodes 910 amino acids. The transcript is spliced from 15 exons. Gene Ontology annotation, cellular component: intracellular membrane-bounded organelle. NCBI's taxonomy places the organism in Eukaryota, Metazoa, Arthropoda, Malacostraca, Amphipoda, Hyalellidae. The record is from RefSeq and is a predicted model, not a curated record.